AUGUACAAAUAUACACAUAUACAUAUAUAUAUAUAUAUAUCAAUACUUAACUUUGCUCAUAGGCAUAUGUUUUGUUUUUCUUGUUGUUGUGGUGUUGAUUGGAUUAGAUUAUUCUCUUUUAUCUUCUUGGGGUUUUGUUUAGAAUUUAGAGAAUUUCUUGGAUCUAGAAGCACCAGCAGAAACUUUCAAAACAUUGAAUCUGACAGUUUUAGAAAUUGGUCUACAUUGACCAACGGUGACAACAUCACCUUCUUCAACUCUGAAAGCUGGAGAGACGUGAGCAGCAACAUUCUUGUGUCUUUUUUCGUAUCUGUUAUAUUUUGGAACGUAAUGCAAGUAAUCUCUUCUGAUAAUGAUGGUACGGUGCAUUUUGGUGGAAACAACAGUACCGGUCAAGAUUUUACCUCUGAUGGAAACAGUACCAGCAAAUGGACAUUUUUUGUCAAUGUAAGAACCUUCAAUGGCAGCUUUUGGGGUUUUGAAACCUAA
Messenger RNA from Candida albicans SC5314, 489 nucleotides. RefSeq lists its product as uncharacterized. The coding region runs from base 1 to 489 and encodes 162 amino acids. Lineage: Eukaryota; Fungi; Ascomycota; Pichiomycetes; Serinales; Debaryomycetaceae. The record is from RefSeq and is a predicted model, not a curated record. The transcript has a single exon.